UGUGACUCUCUCUCUCUCUCUCUCUCUUUCUCUUUUUCUCUUCUCUUUCUAGUUUAUCUCUCGUUGAGAAAAGAAAGAGAUUCAUUUUCUAUUUUUUUCUCUUCUUUUCUCUCUUUAAAACCUCUAAGAACAGGUUGGUUUGUCUUUCUACUGAUUCUUCACACCCAAGAGUAAGGAACUUGUAUUACCUUCACUAGGAUAAUUUAAUUCUCCAGUUACUUUUACUCUGUUUUCUCAAUCUACUCGGACUAUUCAAUUAUCUGUUACUAAAUUGAAAUGGCUCUUCACAUUACAGGAAAGGCUAAUUUGGAUGAGGCGAUCAAAAAUGCUGGGGCUAAAUUGGUUGUCAUUGAUUUUUUCGCAACUUGGUGUGGACCUUGUCGUAACAUCUCACCAGUUAUCGACAAAAUGGCCGCCGAGUCAGACAAAGUGACAUUCAUCAAGAUCGAUGUUGAUGAAAAUGAGGCCAUCGCAGAGGAAUACAAUGUCACUGUUAUGCCAACCUUUGUCUUUUUGAAGGAUGGUAAACGCGUUUUCGAUAUGUCAGGAGCCAAUGAAGCCAAUCUCAAAGCUGCCAUUGAAAAACACCAAUAAUUAUCCAAUAUAAUCGAAAACCUCUUGAUAUAAAUGUUAAUGGUUGUGGUUAUUAAACCAGUCUUAAAAACUGUUAUUCAGUUUUAUCCCAUUUAUGUAACUUAAAUUUCCAAUAAGCUUUUUUGUAUUGUUCCCCAGCUCCCGCAAUCUUUAGGGUUUGGUAUUUCGUAUGAUACUUUCGUUAAAAUCUCAUAAUUUGUUCAAAAAUCUUAAGGAUUUGAUGGUAUUAGCCUGACUUGAGUUCAAGGAGGACCCGUUGACAAUAUUCAAAUUCAAAUUCAUAUAUUAGUUUCUUUUUCCACUUAUUUUGUCCAAAAACAACGGACAUCCCUGUUUUGUGCUGCUGGUUUCAGUUUCCAUGAUUGUUUCGUCCAAAUUUCUCAACAUUGAUGCAAAGUCAGAAUCCUGUAAAUGGUAAACAAUUAGUUUCUCCUACACUUGUAAAGUAGCCUUACCAAUAAGUCCCGUUAGCUAAACAAAAUGAAAAGACAAAAAUAAAAGCCACAAUCAAUUGA
Panonychus citri (citrus red mite) is the source of this 1109-nucleotide messenger RNA. RefSeq names its product thioredoxin-2-like (gene Trx2). The record is from RefSeq and is a predicted model, not a curated record. The coding region runs from base 277 to 594 and encodes 105 amino acids. The transcript is spliced from 4 exons. Gene Ontology annotation, molecular function: protein-disulfide reductase activity. NCBI's taxonomy places the organism in Eukaryota, Metazoa, Arthropoda, Arachnida, Trombidiformes, Tetranychidae.